Molecule: messenger RNA, 714 nt
Organism: Lontra canadensis (Northern American river otter)
Lineage: Eukaryota; Metazoa; Chordata; Mammalia; Carnivora; Mustelidae
Gene: TEX36
Product: testis expressed 36
Exons: 4
Coding region: 135-692 (185 amino acids)
Source: RefSeq, a predicted model, not a curated record
CCCUGGACCCUCCCCUCCUGGUAGAGGCUGAAGGUCAGGAGCAAGGAGGGGGGAGUGUCUUCCAGAUGACAGAAUUUCUGAGGCAGUGAAGAGGUCGGGGAGACGACCUCAGGCACCUUCGCUUCCUGCAGAAAAUGGCCAAAGGGAGACGCUUCAACCCAGCUUUAGAUAAGGACGGAAGAUGGUUCCCUCAGAUUGGACUAACACAGAAGACACCAGAAUCCAGCACAAGCGCUAUGUUAAAGGAGCCCCACCACCCACAUUUGUCUCGGCAAGUGGAGGGGAAGCUACCACCAAUCUACAAAGUUCGGGAGAAGCAAGCAGUAAAUAACUUCCCCUUCUCUGUACACGACAAUCGGCACAGCCUGCAGAGCUCGGGGUGCUACCUGGACUCGGGCCUGGGACGGAGGAAGAUCUCCCCAGAGAAAAGGCAACAUGCUUCAAGAAAUUUCAAUCUCUGGGCGUGUGACCAUAUUCCAUCUUGUCUUGACGGCUUUUCAAAUAACCAGAUAUCAUAUGUCUAUCGAGAAGUUGUGGUGCUCCCAAUUUUCAGACGCUUCCCAAGACAUUAUAAUGAGAUAUGGAAGUCUUUUAAAUUUAUUCCUCGGAAAAGCUAUACAGAGUUUUUGAAAAAGACUCCAAAAGUAAAGUUUGCUAUUGACAAAAAUGUUGGUUCUUCACUGGAGCCCUAAUCCUUCCAGAAGGUUAUGGAUG